This is a messenger RNA of Trifolium pratense (red clover), 816 nucleotides long. RefSeq names its product dirigent protein 22-like. Bases 105 to 674 code for a protein of 189 amino acids. The transcript has a single exon. Lineage: Eukaryota; Viridiplantae; Streptophyta; Magnoliopsida; Fabales; Fabaceae. The record is from RefSeq and is a predicted model, not a curated record.
AACUAUAUUAUAUUCUAUCCGUGUCCAUAAUAAUAAGAAUAUAUAGUAAUAUGUGUGAAUAAUGAAGCCACAACCCCAAAUCAACACACACCACAAUCACCACCAUGGCCAAAUUUCACUUCUCAACCUUAAUCCUCAUCUCCUUCAUCUUCAUCACCACCAUUUCCACAGCAAAAUCCCACUCUUUCGUACAAACCAUUUCCCCAACAACACUAGGACUCCACAAACCUCAAAAACUAAGCCACAUCCGUUUCUACUUCCACGACAUCAUCGGCGGCAAGAAUCAAACCGCCAUCCGAGUCGCCUCAUCACCAGCCAGCGACAAAUCUCCAACGGGAUUUGGUUCGGUGAUGAUGAUGGACGACCCGUUAACUGCAAAGCCGGAGUUAGAUUCCCAGAUUGUGGGAAGAGCUCAGGGAAUAUAUGCUUCGGCUUCGCAGAGUGAAUUGGGUUUUCUAAUGGUACUUAACUUUGUUUUUACUCAAGGGAAAUAUAAUGGAAGUAGUUUGAGUGUUUUGGGGCGGAAUACGGUGGAAUCUGCCGUGAGAGAGAUGCCGAUUGUCGGUGGUAGUGGGCUGUUCAGAUUCGCGCGUGGGUAUGCUCAUGCUUCUACUCAUUCUAUUAUUACACUUGAAGCUGUUGUGGAGUAUAAUGUUUAUGUGUUCCAUUAUUAAGAUAAUUGAGAUUAAUAUUGUUGUUAAUUUCUGUAUGCAUAGUUGUGUCAUUCACUUUUAUAAUUUUCAUGUUAAGCCCAUGUAAUGAAUGGAGAUUUUAUUUUUUAUAUAUAUAAUUGUGAAGAAAAAAGUUAGAAACAAA